UGGACAAAUUUCUUUCUCCAAAUUCUUUGCUCUCUAAGAGGAGACAAACAAGUAGUCUUGUAAGGAAACCUCGCCAAAUACAUUCCCUUCUGAUCCCUUGAAACCGCUGCCUCAUAGAAACAAUUCCUGUGCAGUUGCUUGGUACAGUACCAACUUUCUUUUCGAAUCAAGAGGAUCAGUGGCACCAGCCUCAUUUCCCCAUGAAGGCUGUCACGGCUAUUCGACAUCCCAGCAGGAUGAAAACACGUCGCCGCAGUGCUCAGCCGAAACGACGAGCAAUCGAUGCAGAUGGAAUUGUCAUGAGCAGUGGCAUGGAUUCUGUUCCUCCUUCCUCUACUUCCCACGAUGUUGUAUCCUUUCUUCCUCCACCUCCUUCAUCCCAGUUCCGCUCCGUCGAAGAAGAAGAAAAGAAUAGACUUCAAACCUUCAAAUCAUCCUUGAGAAAGGCAAUUCAGAAUCAUAACCCAAACAGCAAGGACUUGGGGGGUGUCCCCUCUGUCAUUCAGUUGCUGUCCACGGAACCGGCCGUCUCUCCAAACAUGGACGGAGACGACCUGGCCCGACAGUUGAAGAAACUCAACAUCAAACAAGAUUCCAAGCAGCAAUCCAUGAUCAUUCAGGACUUGACCACAUGGCGAAAGAAGCUGGAACAGGAUAACUUGCAAUUGCGUGACCGGCUGGAUCUUGCUGAAGACACUAUUCGAGACCUCAAAGCGGUCAAAAGGGCCAAACAACAAGAGCAGCAGCAAAAGCAACAAGAGGUCGUGUCAAAACGAAUGACUUCUUGGUUAAAGAAGCACGUCAAAAAGUUGCCAAACCGAAAGAAGGACGCCUUUCAGAAUCCUGCGCAUCCUGGGGAAAAGACGUUCAAGGUGCCUUCUUCGACGUCGAAAACGAGGGUUACGUUGCUAGAACAUCAUGACCGCAGAGGAGGGCUCGUCAUGGAGAUUGGGAAACAGGCCAAACCUCGCUUAACAUCAUCGUCCAAAAAGCAAAGAGCUUCUCGUGAUUGCCCAGAUCCACAAGGACACGCACCAUCGUCCCGGAACAAACGCCCCUCUCGCCUGGCGGAACAACUGGAAGCUUUGAACUCUUCCGACCAAAUGCGGACACGGAAGGAAGUGUCAGUGUCCAAGACGAUCCAGGUCUCGUCCAGUGACACUUUGUCUAGCACCACAUCUUCGGGCGCCUCAUCCAGCGUGGACCCUCCGGCUGUUUAACAACACACGAUGCUUGAUGAUGUGUAGCAACACUCCGCUUAAAGGAAGUGAACGGCCAAUGGCAAAGGCAAAAGAGGUUGUCCAGGGAACGCCAAUAGGAAAAGCAAGCCGCAUAAGGAGUUAUGCUGUGUAGAUGGUUCUUAAUUAAAUAGAGUUGUUGGUGCAUGCGUAUGUGCCUCCUUAUCAUCUACUGCUGAUAGAAAGGG
Molecule: messenger RNA, 1426 nt
Organism: Seminavis robusta
Lineage: Eukaryota; Bacillariophyta; Bacillariophyceae; Naviculales; Naviculaceae
Source: the annotation of a GenBank genome assembly